Molecule: messenger RNA, 1119 nt
Organism: Aspergillus fumigatus Af293
Lineage: Eukaryota; Fungi; Ascomycota; Eurotiomycetes; Eurotiales; Aspergillaceae
Product: DUF92 domain protein
Cellular component (GO): membrane
Source: RefSeq, a predicted model, not a curated record
AUGAAACCCAUCAUCGCCGUCCCCGCUGUUCUGGCGCUCGCCCACCGCGCCUGGUCACGCAAGACCCUCACUCCAUUAGGCAUCAUCACCGCAGUCCUGACCGCGAUCGCGCACGUCCUGCAUCCAUGGUCCACGCCCUUUGCGCUCCUCGCGGUGUUUUAUCUGGGUGGCUCGAAGGUCACGAAGGUCAAACACGAGGUCAAGUCCCGGCUUACACUCUCCGCGACGGGCGCUGAGGGCGGCGAGACCCAGCGCACCCAUAUCCAGGUGUUGGCGAACUCGGUCGUCGCGACGGUGCUGGUCCUGCUACAUGCGUGGGUUCUGGUCUAUGGUGCGGAGAAGGAGGAGGAGGAGUGUUUCUCGCUUGGUCGGCGGGCGGGAGAUGUUUUGGUUGUGGGGUUCGUGGCGAACUACGCUGCUGUCGCUGCGGAUACGUUUUCCUCGGAGCUGGGGAUUCUCUCCAAGUCGAAGCCAAGGCUGAUAACUUCGCCUACGCUCCGGGUUGUGCCGCCUGGUACGAACGGUGGGGUUACGGCUACGGGCUUGUUGGCUGGUCUGCUGGGGGCGUUUUCGAUUGCGGUGACGUCGGCCAUUCUCAUUCCUUAUUGCUCGGGAGAGGCGUCUGGGCCUGUGAGCCGGCUGCAGUGGGUCCUGGCUAUGACGGUUUGGGGUACGUUGGGAAGCGUGGUGGACAGUAUCCUGGGAGGACUGUUACAGGCGAGCGUGGUGGAUAAGCGCAGCGGGAAAAUUGUCGAGGGUACUGGUGGUGGAAAAGUCCUCGUCCACCCGUCCUCCACCCGAUUUGGCAGCACGGCGCCGGUGUCAGGCUUCUCUCGCAGUACUGAUGGGAGCGUACACCUCCGCAAUACCGAGGAGGUUGCGAAUGCUGCCGUGUUGAAAGGUACUCGGGCUACGGGGACUUCGAGAGGCAUGUCGCCAGGGCGGGCCACGGAGCCGCAUCAUGAGAGCCGGCGGGUCGAGAGCGGAUGGGAUGUCCUGGAUAAUAAUGCUGUGAAUGUUUUGAUGGCUUUCAUGAUGAGUGUGGGCGGUAUGUUCAUUGCAUGCUGGGCGUGGGAUUUCUCUGUCAGUGACGUUGGACGAUCUAUUGGCGUCUUUUGA